Messenger RNA from Cyphomyrmex costatus, 1571 nucleotides. It is a transcript of the gene Crk, whose product is annotated as Crk proto-oncogene, adaptor protein. Gene Ontology annotation, molecular function: signaling adaptor activity; receptor tyrosine kinase binding. Gene Ontology annotation, biological process: cell migration; enzyme-linked receptor protein signaling pathway. NCBI's taxonomy places the organism in Eukaryota, Metazoa, Arthropoda, Insecta, Hymenoptera, Formicidae. Gene Ontology annotation, cellular component: cytoplasm. The record is from RefSeq and is a predicted model, not a curated record. Bases 535 to 1398 code for a protein of 287 amino acids. The transcript is spliced from 3 exons.
UGUAAGAUCGCUGCCGUACGUUUCACGGUUGCUUCGUGUGGCUUCGUGCAGCGUGUAAAUGUCGUACCGACAUAUAGCACAUGGUAGUUUCGCGACGAAGGCCUCGGCGAAAAGAAAAGGAACGUGUGUCGAUCGAAAAAUUUGUGAAUGAUCUCGAGAACAUGUCGCUGACGGUCCGCUCCCACGAGACCGCACCGUGCAAGGAACGUCCUCCGACGAGGAAGUCGUAAUUCCCUCUCGGGUCGGGAGUAAAAAAAGAGUGACCGCGAAAAGUACCUCUGAGGAUUUCUGUCGAAAGAUACGGGUGGUGGUUUCGUCGGUAGUCACAUACGAGUUCCGCGAUAGACCUGGGGAUCCGUCCGCGGUAGUGACUCGCGCGAGUGUUUUGUGGGGUCCCUUUUACUAUGCGACAACUCGGCCGAAUCCCUCUCUCUCAUUCCCUCCCCGUCGGACGUGCCCCGUGAUACAUUAAUUGACAAUUGACGAGAGAAGAAGCUGCUCGUCUCACUCCUGGAACCCCCGAUCGACACGACAAUGGCUGCGACCUUCGAUCAGUAUGACAAAUCAAGCUGGUACUUUGGUGCUAUGUCACGGCAAGAUGCAUCUGACUUAUUAAUGGGCGAAAAAGAAGGUGGGGUAUUUUUAGUACGAGACAGCACUUCUAUACAUGGAGACUUUGUACUAUGCGUAAGGGAGGACAGUAAAGUCAGCCACUAUAUCAUCAAUAAAAUCCAACAAGGAGAUCAAAUUCGUUAUCGGAUUGGAGAUCAGAUGUUUCCGGAUAUUCCCAGUCUUCUCGCCUUUUAUAAGCUUCACUACUUAGAUACCACACCGUUAAUUAGGCCAGCGCCAAAGAAAAUGCAGAGGGUAAUUGCGAAAUAUGAUUUUGAAGGAAAUGAUUCUGAGGACUUACCCUUUAGGAAAGGUGAUAUACUCACUGUAAUAUCGAAAGAUGAAGAACAGUGGUGGACAGCUAGAAAUAGUGUGGGCCAAACUGGUUCGAUACCAGUGCCAUAUGUUCAGAAGUACGACGACGAUAGUCAUAUGAUAAUAGAAAAUAAUUCGCGGCCUGAAAGUGGCGGCAGUUCCGGCUCUAACUCAAAUUCAGGGCCUACAUCACAAGUAUCUCAUACAGAAACGACAGGGCAAGCAACUGUAACUCGAAGAUCAAAUAUACAGAGAACACUGCCAGCCUUUGCCAAAGUGAAACAGGCAAGGGUGCCAAAUGCAUACGACAAAACUGCGCUAAAAUUAGAAGUAGGUGAUAUGAUAAAAGUGACAAAGACUAAUAUUAAUGGCCAGUGGGAAGGUGAAUUGCAUGGCAAAGUCGGACACUUCCCAUUUACACAUGUGGAGUUUGUAGAUAAUGAGACUGGUGAAGACAAUCAGGAGAUUUAACAAAAAUUCUCCGAGUGUGAUGUACACCACAUGUGUGACAAAGGGAAGAAAGACACCUCCUAUAUUAUCAAAAUUUAGAGUUACUAAUAACAUUUAUUAUAUGUGCCAUUUCAAAAAUGCGGUUAGCUUGAACAACUGUACAAUUGCUGAAUAUAACAUACUAUAAGAAUAAA